Molecule: messenger RNA, 3655 nt
Organism: Monodelphis domestica (gray short-tailed opossum)
Lineage: Eukaryota; Metazoa; Chordata; Mammalia; Didelphimorphia; Didelphidae
Gene: FNTB
Product: farnesyltransferase, CAAX box, subunit beta
Biological process (GO): protein farnesylation
Cellular component (GO): protein farnesyltransferase complex
Molecular function (GO): protein farnesyltransferase activity
Source: RefSeq, a predicted model, not a curated record
ACAAAAACAUGGAAACAAUAUGUUCCCUGUAUUUGGAGAAUUCCUUAACAUUUAUAUGAGAAUCUAUGGAAUGUAAGGUGAAUUACAUAAUGUACAUGAAGGUAAUCGAAUACUACUGUUCCAUAAAGAACAACAAAGAUGAAGAAUUCAAAGGAACAUGGAAAUAAUUGAAAGAAGUGAUGCGGAGUCAAAAGAACCAACUUUACAAAGAUUGCAACAAUGUAAAUGAGGUCAGCCUGGAGAGGUAACAAAACUCUGGGUAAGUAUUCCUACCGUGUUGUUGAAGUUUAAAGACACAACUCUUUUUCCUGUUAAUAGAAGACAAUCAAAUAUGGCUUGGUAGGAUAUUGUUUGGGAAAUAUCUGUUGUGUCCAAACAAAAAGUAUCAAUACUCUACAUAAAGAGACCACUGUCUAGGUAUGUAAUAAGUAUUAUUGUUAUCAUACAACUAGGUAAAGAUUAGAUCUGGUCCGGUGGAAACUGAAACUCCUCUUAGCCAAACCUAUUUGAAACGCAACUCUAAAGUAAGUGGUUUUCUUAUCCAGACCCCUCUUAGCUCUAAGCAUAUAUUGCAGCAGCUUCCUCCCCCCUAAGGAGGGCGGUAACAUCCUAGCUGCUCGCCUAGGGAAAAAAUGUGUAACAGUAUGCUUCUUAGCGGAGGAGGGUGGGGAGAGAGGGAGGGAGAUUCGCCUUCGGUACUUUCUGGCUGCCUCCGCUUGCCGUAGCUCACUCGGCCCGCCUGGGUUUCAAUACGCUACGCGUUGCAGUUUGACGAGGUUGGGUCUUGUCCGCCGCCAGCUGUUUUUUUUUUUUUAAAGCCAUGGCUGCUGCAGCUGCUUCUUCCUUUUCCUAUUUCCCUUCGCCCCUUCCCCCAGCCUGGUCCGAGUCUCUGUACUGCCUGAGCCCGGAGCACGUGCAGGAGCGGUUGCAAGACGACGCGGUAGAGACGGUCACCUCCGUGGAACAGGCAAAAGUAGAAGAUAAGAUACAAGAGGUCUUCAAUACUUAUAAGAUCAACCAUCAUGUGCCAAGACUUAUUCUGCAUCGAGAGAAGCACUUCCAUUACCUGAAAAGAGGUCUUCGACAACUGACAGAUGCCUAUGAGUGUCUGGAUGCUAGCCGCCCCUGGCUCUGCUAUUGGAUCCUGCACAGCCUAGAACUGCUUGAUGAACCCAUUCCUGAGUCUGUGGCUUCAGAUGUAUGUCAGUUUCUGGAGCGAUGUCAAAGCCCAACAGGUGGCUUUGGAGGGGGACCUGGUCAGCACCCACAUCUUGCACCUACAUAUGCAGCAGUCAAUGCAUUGUGUAUCAUUGGCACUGAAGAGGCCUUUGAUGUAAUCAACAGAGAGAAACUCCUAGAAUACCUCUACUCCUUGAAGCAACCUGAUGGUUCUUUUAUCAUGCACAUUGGAGGUGAGGUGGAUGUCAGAAGUGCUUACUGUGCUGCUUCAGUUGCAUCCCUAACUAACAUCAUCACACCUAAACUUUUUGAAGGAACUGCUGAAUGGAUAGCAAGGUGUCAGAACUGGGAAGGUGGAAUUGGUGGUGUGCCAGGCAUGGAGGCCCAUGGUGGCUAUACUUUUUGUGGACUGGCAGCACUAGUCAUCCUCAAGAAGGAGAAAUCUUUAAACCUGAAGUGUUUGUUACAAUGGGUGACAAGCCGGCAGAUGAGGUUUGAAGGUGGAUUUCAGGGCCGAUGCAACAAGUUGGUGGAUGGCUGUUAUUCUUUCUGGCAGGCAGGGUUACUGCCACUGCUCCAUCGAGCACUGCAUGCUCAAGGUGAUCCUGCCCUUAGUAUGAGUCGCUGGAUGUUUCACCAGCAGGCUUUGCAGGAAUAUAUUCUUCUCUGCUGUCAGUGCCCUGCAGGGGGGCUUCUGGAUAAACCUGGAAAGUCGAGGGACUUCUACCAUACCUGUUAUUGCCUCAGUGGAUUAUCCAUAGCACAACACUUUGGCAGUGGAGAGAUCUUAUGUGAUGUGGUCUUGGGAGUGCCAGAAAAUCGCUUGCAACCUACUCACCCUGUGUACAACAUUGCACCAGAUAAGGUGGUCCAGGCCGUCAUGUAUUUCCUGCAGAAGCCCAUCCCAUGUGUGGAAGAGGAGGUAGCAGCAAGUUCUGCUGCCACUGACUAAAAGACACCGUGUCCCCUCCACUCUGUGUCCAUCCACUUCCCUGGUACACAGCUUAUCCACAGUGUACACAGUGCUGUACAAAGCCUUAGCUACCAUGGAGCUCUAUUUUUUUCCCUUUCUUAAAACACAGCUAUAUGUGUGUAUAUGUGUAUGUGCAUGCAUACACAUGCUUGCAUGUCUGUACACACACACACACACACACAAAUGGUCCCAGGUUUCAAGAACAUUGUGUUUUGUCAUUGUUCUUUUUAUGCCUAGGAGGCCAGCCAGACCAAAAACCAACUGGCCCAUGUGAAAUCACUAAUCAGCUUUGGCCUAGUUAUGGUGUGCUUGGGGAGCACUGCAUGCUGAGAAGGAAGCGGUCUCCUUCCUGUUAGCUUCCUAAGCCUGGACAAUUGUAUUUAAACUAAUAAUGUAUGUGAGUAUUUUAGCAUCAAUUGCUGCUGUUUCUGCUUGCACUCCACUGUAAAUUUGCCAGGAGAGAUGCCCUUCCAGGAGUAGCAAAUAAGCCCCCUCUGAAGCCAUGGGAUCACUUACGGUCCUUUUAAGAUGUUUUCCCAAAAAACAUGGAUAGGGACUCCAUUGAUAGCGAAGCCCCAGUGUAUUUCUUUAGUUGCUCCCACCUGCUGCCCUAAAUCCCAAGGCAAGGGAGAUGCGGUGGGAAGAUCUGUGUCGUGUCUCCCUGUGGUUGGUAGAGACUGAAGCCUUCUUUCCCAUCACCGGAGCCUGGGAGCUUUCAGUUCCUCCCCAAGGCCACUGUCGCACUGAUAGGAUUUUAUUCAUCCUUGGGUGCUAUAAAGGAGAGCUGGGAGACCAGUGCGGUGUGGGAAACGAGCCUCCAGCUUACAUCUGCACAGCAAGAAGAAGCAAAUCCCCGUGCCUCGCUUCCCUCCCCUUCCAUCAUGUAUCUUUAAAACAACCUGCAUCCAGGAGGGAGUCUCUGCAUUAGGGUGAGGUCCCCGGAGCCUGUGACAUUCCGGGCAUCACCCUUCCCCCAAUCCCUUCAAACUCCUUCCUUCCUCCCUGAGAAGAUCCACCCUCCCACCCCCAGGUUAACACUACUAAGUCUUUCACUUUAAAUCCGACCCAGGAUUCCUGGUGUCCUCCCUCUCGUUGGGUCACAGAAAUGAGGUUAAAGCCUUCGGGACAGAGGCCCUUAUGUGGGCAGUUAGAGUAGCAUCGGGCUGGAGAGAGCUCGCGCUGAGGGGAGGCUCAUGGCCAGUUGGCGCCCGGAUGCCUGUCCAUGCUGAACAUCUCCACGUAGUCACCUCAUUCAAGGCUGCAUUGUAAUUUGCCUCCUGACUUGAAACCCAUUUGCUGCUGCAGUUAAAGUGGAACUCAUCAUUACUGACCUGGACUUUGCCCAAACGGCAGUGAUGGACGUUGGUGGGGUGGCUCAGAAACGCAGAAUUAGGAACUUCUGCUGUCAAACUCUGGCCAUUUUCCACUUCUCAUAUCCUAUUGCUUUUGCUUAUUGGGCUAUGUAUUACCUCCUUUAGAUAAUAAAAUAGUAACAUUUUUUUA